Molecule: messenger RNA, 729 nt
Organism: Durotheca rogersii
Lineage: Eukaryota; Fungi; Ascomycota; Sordariomycetes; Xylariales; Xylariaceae
Exons: 1
Coding region: 1-729 (242 amino acids)
Source: RefSeq, a predicted model, not a curated record
AUGAAGAGUAUCCUCGCCCUCGUCGAUUCCAUCCAGGCUGAAGAAUCGCCUGUUUCGGCAUUGAGAUUUAUCGACCUUGAGUAUAACUCCUCCACGCGGAGGGUAUUCGAAAUUGGCAUGUGCGAUGCCAACGGAACUGUGACCAUGGAUUGCUUGACUUCAUACGGAUCCAAGGCCCUCCACGCUGUGACCAACGACGACACUGUUGUUGAAAGACGCAUAGAUGGCAUAAUCGAGACUUCUGUUAAACAACAUCACUGCGCCCAUGGCUCCAUAACUGCAAAGCAGGUCGCAGAUGAGCUCAGGCUGCAGGGCAUUUCACAGGAGACUAUUUUCGUGUCAUGGCACAGCAACGCAUUUAGCCUGUCUCUAUCGCGCGAGUGGUUGGAGUCUGAGGGGGAGUAUGGGGUACUACCCCCCGGCCCCCACUGUAUCCCAACCAUCCCGUAUUUCCGGCGAAACCUUGGGGAUGUCAAAUCGAAGAAUGGCCGGGACUUUCCUCUGUCCCUGCCCACCAUGUCCCCAACCAUGAUGACCCCACGCCACGAGCUGUACGGGAGGAAUCGCCACGCCAUUAUAGACGCUCAGCAGCUGAAAUGCAUGACGGACGUCUUCGGGACACUAUGUCGGCUUCAAGAUCGCCGGGAUGGUUGGUUAGAGCAUCUCCGACACACUGCAGGCCGACCAAGCCUCCAUCAGGCUAGAUUGGAGCCGUUCUGGGCGCAGUAA